Molecule: messenger RNA, 2356 nt
Organism: Acanthoscelides obtectus
Lineage: Eukaryota; Metazoa; Arthropoda; Insecta; Coleoptera; Chrysomelidae
Source: the annotation of a GenBank genome assembly
UGAACCAAAGAGGGUGGUCAAUUUGUCAAAAAUAUAAACAAAAAAGAGGUGUGACAGCUUUGAAAUCUCGUUUAUUAAUUUCUUCUAUUUUUUCUGUAUUUAUAUCUCUGUUGAAGUGAAUAUCAGUGAAACAUGUCGCAAAACAUACUUCUAACAGGUAACUUGGACAUGCUGCACAGCCUUUACGAUUUCAAAGCAACAUAUGCCAAAACCCUAAGCUUUAAAUGUAACGAAUAUUUUCUAUUGUACCAAACAAAUACUAAACACAAAAACUGGUGGGAAGUAAUCAAUGAAAGGGGUGAAAUGGGGUACAUACCCUCAAACUACGUGGAGACAGUUACCGUGAACCCCUCAUUCUACCUACAAUUUCUAGAAAACUGCCUGAGUAGGCUUAAAAAUGGUGUGCCAUCUGAUUGUAACAUUGGUGAUAGGAAAGACGUGAUCCAGAGGCUAAAACACCUCAAAAAACAAAUUGAGCACCAUCCAGAGAUUUGCAGAAAUUCCAUAGGCUCUAAUGAUGAUAUACCGCCACUCUUGUUCAAAAACUCUGAGGGUAGGCUUGAAUCUGUCAAGUCUACAACAAGCACCUCAAAUUCCUCCAAUAUAUCAGAUUUAAGGAGCUCAAACUCAGGAAUGGACGAAGAACCUAUUAAACCAGUACAGAAAGGGUUUAAUAAGUCAGUUGUUCAGAAAAGCAUUGAAAACAUUCAUCAAGAAAUAAAAUCGGAACUGUUGAACGAUAAGAAUAAGUCAGAGUCAAAUCUUUCAGUGUCUACAUCCACCCAUAGUGCUCCAGCAAUAACGCAUCAAUCUGUGUAUGACCUAGUUGAAAGUGUUAGGAUAAACACUCAAUUGUCUCAUGAGAUGUCUCGACUUGCGGUAGUUACAGUGAUACAAGGACUACAUGAAUUACUGCCAGCUUCAGUAUUUCCAUAUCUCAGCACUAUUUUAUCUCAUUCACAAACAUCCUUGGUGGAUGAUGCUCAUAUAGAUCAGACUCAUGAUGCAAGUAGGCUGAAGAUUAUAUUCAAUGAGUUGACUUCAUGUAAGGAGGACUCACAACAGAGGAACUGGAUGCUACAUGAAGAUGAAGGGGUUAUUAAAGAAUAUAUUUUGGAGCUUAUCUCUAUUCUAUCAAAUGCAGAUGCUAGCAUAUCUAGGCAUGUGAUUUCAUCAGAUCAGUACCAUGUGAUAACAACUUUGAUAGACUAUUAUCAAAUGGAAGUGAGAUGGUCUAUACGGCAGCUACUAUUACAAGGAUUUGGUGUUUUAUGUAGCCUGGAUAAAACUGUCAUCAACAUUAUGUUGAACUCUGUCCUUCCUUGCGAACUUGCCAGGGAUAUGCUAACUAACCCCAGAAACAUUCCAAAAUUAAACUAUUCAUCACUUCUCCUAACUAUGGUGUUUUCAAUGGGAGAACAAAUGCCUGUUACUCAUUUUGGUAAUAAUACCAUCAAGAUUAACUGGAGAAAAUUAAAAAUUUUGUCAUUGCAGAUUUACUGGGAAAACGAUUUCUUUCUUUCAUCCUUGACAACAUUGAAUAUCCACCUGAUACGGAUCUGGAUGAGCAAAUUCCAGACCUGUUCCUGAAUCUUAUAAUAUCAUUCAACCUACAGUUCACUGAGGAAUCUGAAAAUCCAAUAUUAGCCGCUUUAGAAGAAAGAGAUGUGGCAAAAACAUUCACCGAAAAAAUUCUGUUGCUUAUCAAUAGAGAAGAGGAUCCUGUAAGGAUAUUUGACCAUGAACCAGCGCCUCCACAUUCCUUGCUUAAACUGUUCAUAGAUCUAUUCAGCAGAAAAUGUACAGCUGACCUCUUUUAUACCAAUGACAUUAAAGUUUUGAUAGAUAUUGUUGUGAGGAAUAUAUCUGAUCUUUCGGCUGGUGAUACGAGAAGAAGACAGUAUCUUGAAUUAUGUAGAAGAGUGAUGAGAAACACAAACUAUGAUGAACACAGACACAAGCUGGAUGAAAUCCUGAAGUGUUUUACAAGGAUCUUCUGUGAAGAAAGUGAUUUGAGUAAAUAUGAUCAAAAGCUAGUGAAAGAGAUAUCGAACGAGUUUCCACAGUUAUUUAAAUAAAUUAGGCCCUCGUAUAUUUUUUGUUUCUUUAUAGAUUUGUUAUAUAUUUUUAAGGAUUUUUUAUACCGUGCUACAUGUGAUAUUUUUUAUUUUUUAUUAUUUUCGAAAAAAAUAUAUAUUUUGUUGCCAUUAUAGAGCUAGUUUAGUGGUUUUAUUUAUUUUUGAAAGUUUCGAUGUUAGUAAAAAGUAUAUGUUAAGUCAAAACUUGCUCUGAUAUAGACAUGUUUUUUGUCUUUUUAUAUAAGAAUUAUUCAUCUAUAUAUAUUUGAGAAGACACA